Betta splendens (Siamese fighting fish) is the source of this 1992-nucleotide messenger RNA. It is a transcript of the gene tacr3a, whose product is annotated as tachykinin receptor 3a. The record is from RefSeq and is a predicted model, not a curated record. Bases 605 to 1840 code for a protein of 411 amino acids. Gene Ontology annotation, molecular function: tachykinin receptor activity. Lineage: Eukaryota; Metazoa; Chordata; Actinopteri; Anabantiformes; Osphronemidae. Gene Ontology annotation, biological process: positive regulation of flagellated sperm motility; G protein-coupled receptor signaling pathway. Gene Ontology annotation, cellular component: plasma membrane; sperm midpiece. The transcript has 6 exons.
GAGUCCUUAACAAAAGCCUCAUCGUCUCUUUGAACGCGAGCCGAGAAGGCGCGAAAGAGUGUUACUGUACAGACGCUGCCCGCCAUAUUUCGCGUCUCAUAUCCUGUUUGUGUCACCUGUGAAUGGCCGCCGACAAGCUGAUAUAAUACAGAGGCUCCGAGGAGAUAGAGGCGCACAUUGUAUGCCGUCAGAUUACAGUCGGGCGGGGAGACCCGGCGCAGCGCAUCCGUUAUUCAUGAAGUUUAAAGCGGCAGCCACGCGCAUCAAUCAGUCCCUUUCACCGUUUGUGCCGCUCGUGCGUCAGCGAGUGCGCACGGCGUCCCGCCUGUUGCUGCUCCUGCUGCAAGAGAGAGAGAGAGAGAGCGCGCGCGAGAGAGGGGCUCUGCGCUCGCGCUCACAACCACUUUCAACUUGUUACGCGCGCCUUGCCGCCGUUCUUUUAAACGGGGACUCGUGGGACAUUUGGAGAUAUUCUUUUUUUUUUUUUUAUUGAGGACCGUGAAGUCGUUAAGUUGCGCGCCAUGGUGCCAAAACGCUCGUGCGCCGUGACCUCUCCCGCUUCGCACCGUAGCGGGUAAAUCAGGCUCGCGCAACCGCGUUCAGCAUGGAGGCGCCACAUAACGGGUCCAACGCGACGACGAACUUGACCAACCAGUUCGUGCAGCCGCCGUGGCGCGUGGCGCUCUGGUCCGUCGCCUACAGCUCCGUGCUGGCCGUGGCCGUGUUCGGCAACCUCAUCGUGAUAUGGAUCAUCCUCGCUCACAAGCGGAUGCGGACGGUGACCAACUACUUUCUGCUGAACUUGGCGUUCUCGGACGCGUCCAUGGCGGCGUUCAACACGCUGAUAAACUUUGUCUACGCUGCCCACGGGGAGUGGUACUUCGGGGAGGCGUACUGCAAAUUUCACAACUUCUUCCCGGUCACGUCCGUGUUUGCCAGCAUCUACUCCAUGACGGCCAUCGCUGUGGACAGGUACAUGGCCAUCAUCCACCCUCUGAAGCCGCGUCUGUCGGCGAAGGUCACCACCGGGGUCAUCGUCUGCAUCUGGACUCUGGCUGUGAUCCUGGCCUUUCCUCUCUGCUACUUCUCCACCACCCGCACGCUGCCCAAGCGGACCCUGUGCUACGUGGCCUGGCCCCGCAUGGCCGACGACCCCUUCAUGUAUCAUAUCAUAGUGACGGUCCUGGUCUACGUGCUGCCGCUGGUGGUGAUGGGCAUCACUUACACCGUCGUAGGGGUGACUCUGUGGGGAGGAGAGAUUCCCGGAGACUCAUCUGACAAUUAUCACGGACAACUCCAGGCUAAAAGGAAGGUGGUGAAGAUGAUGAUCAUCGUGGUGGUGACCUUCGCCCUCUGCUGGCUGCCGUACCACGUGUACUUCAUCGUGACGGGUCUCAACAAGCGCCUGAGCAGGUGGAAGUACAUCCAGCAGGUGUACCUGUCGGUGCUGUGGCUGGCGAUGAGCUCCACCAUGUACAACCCCAUCAUCUACUGCUGCCUCAACAGCAGGUUCCGAGCCGGCUUCAAGCGCGCCUUCCGCUGGUGCCCAUUCAUCAAGGUGUCCAGCUACGACGAGCUGGAGCUGCGCUCCACGCGGCUGCACCCCGCGCGCCAGAGCAGCAUGUACACGCUGUCCCGCAUGGACACCACGCUGGUGGUCGUGUACGACCCGGCCGAGGGCGACGGCGGCGGCGCCGGCCGCGGGAGGAAGCACCCCCUGCCCGCCCGGAAGCGGAGCUACAUCACGGCUCGCCACCCGGAGGUCGCCGGGUGCAACGGCGACGGCGCGCGAGCGCUGAACGGCGACGCGCCGACGGCUCAGCCGGAGGAGUUCUCGUGAGGGGAGCGCCACGCGCACAGGAGUGUGUGGAGGUGAUGAAUCGUGGAUCGGCCACAUCAGCCCCAUGCAGGCGCGCCGGCCUGUGCACAUGCAUCGCCGGCGCCGACAUUAUUUUGUGCCGGUCCCCAUGGGGGCGCGUGCAGGCGGAGACG